This is a messenger RNA of Adineta ricciae, 1785 nucleotides long. NCBI's taxonomy places the organism in Eukaryota, Metazoa, Rotifera, Eurotatoria, Adinetida, Adinetidae. The record is from the annotation of a GenBank genome assembly.
AUGAGUAUGAAUGACACGUCACAAGUUAUAUCAUAUAAUUCGACAAUCUUCGUCGAAAAAAUUAUACAAAAAAUCAUCCUUGGUGGUCUACUUUCGGGCUUAUCAAUAUUCACUGUCUGUGGUAAUCUUCUCGUACUCUAUGCAAUUCAAACCGAGAAAUAUCUUCGCACGGUGUCGAAUUUAUUCAUUCUUAGUCUCGCAAUAGCCGAUCUGGCUGUUGGUUUAUUCGUUAUGCCUUUAAGUUCGGCAACUGUUAUCACAGGUCGAUGGCCAUUCUCAUCGGUAAUCUGCAAAAUGUGGUUAUCGAUCGACUAUGUAGCCAGCACUGCUAGCAUCUUCAAUCUUGUCCUGCUCAGUCUUGAUCGUUAUUGGGCUGUUGUUUAUCCUUUACGUUAUCUGCAACAGCGAACGCGUAGUCGUGCAACGAUAUUUAUUCUUAUAAUAUGGUUUGUCGCAUUAUUAUGGGCGCCUGCAGUUAUCUUUUGGUCAUAUAUUGCACCUAAACACAGUGAUAUUAUUAAUCACGAUGAAUGUGAUACAUCAUUUCGUUUGAACAAAACAUUUAAAACGUUGACAGCAUUAGUCAAUUUCUAUGUACCUUUGUUAACUAUGAUUAUUAUUUCGUGUCGUAUUAUGGUGGCAAUCCGUUCUCGAUCGAAUAUGGAAUUUGGUCGACGUAUAUCAUCAGCCACACAAAAACAAAUGAAAUCUGAUCGGACUCACGCGGCCACCAUCUCCCGGAACGACAAUGAUACCAUUCAAAAAUUGGAUGAGACAAAUAUUCAGGCAAUCGCGACUAUUAUCGCUGCCAGUUCAUUGGAUCCAUCAGAUUGUCAAGAGAAUCAAUUUGACGACAUCAGUGAACCUGGCCAAUGCCUUUGUUCGACAUGUAAAAGUGUCGGAAAAGAAGAACAUGAAAACCUUUGGCAAUUACAAAAGAAGCCUAUGCUACCAUCAUUACGACAAUGCUAUUCUGAUCGUCCGAUGAAACCAACGGCAAUGAUACCAAGGAAGACAGCUACAUUUUCAAUUGAAAAAGAUGAUAACAGUCGCAAUAAAGAUCCUCAUCAAGUAUCAGCACAGAAUCACGUCAACAAUUUUGUUCAUGUCUCGAAUCAUGUCGAGUAUGCCGACUUAAUCGAUCGAUCAAAAGAGGAACUUUCAUCGAAUCGAAAGAAUCAAUCACGACAGCGAACAUUUUCUAUCGGUUCAACCAGCUCUUCUGAACAAUCAUCUGGAGCUAAAUCGUCUCGUUUUUCUCGGAAUUUAGUUAAAAAUAAGCUUACUUUAUCAAAAUCUUUCUCCGACCAAUCGUUACCCACUGAAGCUCAUCUCAAAAUUCCGUCGGCCAACGACAAAUCCUCGUUUUCAUCAAUCAACGGUCGCUCAUCAACGAAUACCAGUCCACUUAGAACGACGAAAAUCAAUUUCUUCAAUGCCUUACUCAACCCGAGUCGUUCGAACUCAUUACAAAAAGAAUUAAAAGCAGCCCGCCAAUUAGGAAUGCUCGUUGGAGUGUUCACCAUCACCUGGUUGCCCUAUUUCAUUCUAUUCUUAGUUGUUGCAUGGUGUAAUCAUUGCAUCUCGGAAAAGGUUUUCACCGCAUCGAUAUGGUUGGGUUAUUUGAAUUCCGCCAUCAAUCCGCUGAUCUAUCCUCUCUGUAAUGCACAUUUUCGACGCGCUUUUCAAAAGAUUUGUUACUGUAAACACGCGAAAACACAACUACCGAAUUUAAAUGCCUUACGUGAACUUCAUGCACUGCAUGCAAGGCGCCGCCAACGAUAA